AUGAAAUCCAUGAUGAGUGUUAGUGGUGAAGUUAAAAAGAAGCCUCAGUAUAUGGGAGACAGGUAUUAUGAAGAUUCAGUGACGCUUUUAGUUAAAAAGCUCGAGGUUAAACUAGUGAAAAUUCUUACUAUUUUCUGUACCAUUGAUUUCUUGAAUAAUAGCUUUAAUGGUACGAUUCCAGAAGUAAUUGGAAAGCUUCGAGCACUUAAUCACCUCAACCUUUCUCAAAACAGUCUUACAGGACUUAUUCCUGAAGGGAACCAAUUCGAUACAUUCUCAAGUGAUUCGCACGAAGGAAACAAGGGAUUAUGUGGAUUUCCUUUAAAGAAGAAAUGCAGCAACGGUGAGCCUCCCCAGCCAUCCCCAAGAUCAGGUGAUACAAACUCUGAAAAAGAUUUUGGCUGGAAAGUUGUGUUGAUGGGUUAUGGAUGUGGGACGCCGUUUGGAUUGAUUAUUGGAUGUCUUGUGUUUACAACAGGAAAGCCUCAAUGGCUUGUAAACGCAGUUGAAGGGAUUUCCCACAAAACGGUGAGAAGGAUUAAGAACAAACAGAAAAGAAGAAGAAAUUAG
This is a messenger RNA of Pistacia vera, 570 nucleotides long. RefSeq names its product receptor-like protein 19. The record is from RefSeq and is a predicted model, not a curated record. Lineage: Eukaryota; Viridiplantae; Streptophyta; Magnoliopsida; Sapindales; Anacardiaceae. The transcript is spliced from 2 exons. Gene Ontology annotation, molecular function: protein binding. Bases 1 to 570 code for a protein of 189 amino acids.